AAAGCACAAUCGACUCCCACUUUCUCUCCUAAUCGCCAGCCCCCAUUACUCCAAUUUCCCCACAUUUUUGUAUUUCUUUUUUCCCAAACAGAAAACUUGAGUUGAUUUUCGGUCAAUUAUUUCAUACCGACUCUAAAGUCUAAACCCACCCCUGACCCUUUCCUUUCUUUCCCCUUCCUCCCCUGCAUCCUUUUCCAACCAAAACAAUACCAAUUCAAACCACACGCCUUUCCCUUCUUUUCUAGGAAUAAAAGGAAAGCCCAUUUAAGCUCACUUUUUGGGGUGGUUUUAGAUCGUGAGCUUUUCGGUUUUCAAAACCAUGGCGGUUUCUUCUACUUUUUCCGGUGCUAAAUUGGAGACUUUGUUGGUCAAUCCUUGUUCAUCGUCUUCGGCUUCUUCAUUGCGGGCUUAUUUCCCUUGUCAGCAGCAAAUGAAGGCAUUCUUCAAUCCUAGUCUUGGAAUGAAAGGGGUGGUUCAGAAGAGUGGAGUUAGAUGUGAAGUUGCUCAAUCGGACUCCGCUUUGGAAGGCGAAAAAAUCGAUCCUUCUAAGGCUUCUGUACUCUCCGCUCUUGAACAGCUCAAGACUUCCGCAGCUGACAGAUAUACAAAGGAAAGGAACAGCAUUGUGGUCAUAGGGCUUAGUGUUCACACUGCACCUGUGGAGAUGCGUGAGAAACUUGCCAUUCCAGAAGCAGAAUGGCCACGAGCCAUUGGGGAAUUAUGUGGUUUGAAUCAUAUAGAAGAGGCUGCUGUUCUUAGCACCUGCAACAGGAUGGAAAUAUAUGUUUUGGCUCUAUCUCAGCAUCGUGGAGUCAAAGAAGUAACUGAAUGGAUGUCAAAGACUAGUGGCAUCCCAGUUUCAGAGAUUUGCGAGCACCGAUUUUUAUUGUACAACAAGGAUGCUACACAGCACCUCUUUGAUGUAUCUGCUGGUCUUGACUCUCUAGUUCUUGGAGAAGGUCAAAUUCUUGCACAAGUUAAACAAGUUGUCAAAGUUGGGCAAGGUAUUGUUGGCUUUGGAAGGAACAUUAGUGGGCUGUUCAAGCAUGCAAUUACUGUUGGGAAGCGGGUUAGAACAGAGACUAACAUUGCUGCUGGGGCUGUUUCUGUUAGCUCUGCUGCUGUUGAACUGGCUUUGAUGAAGCUUCCCAAGUCUGCACAUGCUACUGCUCGGAUGUUGGUUAUUGGAGCAGGAAAGAUGGGAAAGCUUGUAAUCAAGCACUUGGUAGCAAAAGGUUGCACCAAGAUGGUGGUUGUUAACAGAAGUGAGGAGAAAGUUGCGGCGAUCCGUGAGGAGAUGAAAGGUGUUGAGAUUAUUUACAGACCCCUCAGGGACAUGCUUGCUUGUUCAGCUGAAGCUGAUGUGGUCUUCACCAGUACAGCAUCAGAAAGCCCAUUGUUUUUGAAAGAGCAUGUCAAGGAUCUCCCCCCUGUCAGUUCUGAAGUUGGUGGUUUGAGGCUUUUCAUUGAUAUUUCUGUUCCACGAAAUGUUGGAUCAUGUGUCACAGAUGUUGAAGGUGCACAAGUUUACAAUGUUGAUGACCUGAAGGAGGUUGUAGCUGCUAAUAAAGAGGACCGGCUACGAAAAGCAAUGGAAGCUCAGGCCAUUAUUGCUGAGGAAUCAAAACAGUUUGAAGCAUGGAGGGAUUCGCUGGAAACUGUUCCUACCAUCAAGAAGUUGAGAGCCUAUGCAGAGAGAAUUAGAGCUGCAGAGUUAGAAAAGUGCUUAUCAAAGAUGGGUGAAGAUAUCCCAAAGAAAACAAAGAGGGCUGUGGAUGAUCUUAGCCGUGGUAUUGUGAAUAAACUUCUCCAUGGUCCAAUGCAGCACCUGAGAAGUGAUGGUAGUGACAGUCGAACUCUGAAUGAGACCCUCGAGAACAUGCAUGCGCUUAACAGAAUGUUUGGCCUUGAGACAGAUAUAUCUCUUUUGGAACAGAAAAUUCGAGCCAAGGUAGAACAAAGCCAAAAGUAAGCAUCAAUAUGAAUCUCUCACAUUACAAUUAAUAAUACUUCCUCACAAUCGAAUAAUAAGAGGAAAUCUCCUUACAUUGUCACAAGUGUUGGUCUGCUGUAAUCGAGUAACCAAUCAAAUUUAUGGUCCUUGCACCGAAUCUUACAAUUCAUUGGUUGAUGUAAGACAUUUUUGCUUGACACUUGUUUGGCUUCUAAUUCAUACGGCAUGUUUAUUAGUGCUCUUUCGGCAUUGUAGGGUGCAGUAUGAGGUGAACUUGAUCUGUGUAUCGAUUCAUUUAUAGAAUUUAUGAUAUCUAUGAGAACAGUAUUAAUCAUUGUAAUUAAUUUACUACUUAUUUUAAUA
Molecule: messenger RNA, 2317 nt
Organism: Durio zibethinus
Lineage: Eukaryota; Viridiplantae; Streptophyta; Magnoliopsida; Malvales; Malvaceae
Source: RefSeq, a predicted model, not a curated record